Messenger RNA from Colletotrichum spaethianum, 2316 nucleotides. Its product is annotated as mutanase Pc12g07500. Gene Ontology annotation, molecular function: glucan endo-1,3-alpha-glucosidase activity. The transcript has 3 exons. The record is from RefSeq and is a predicted model, not a curated record. Gene Ontology annotation, biological process: mating projection tip cell wall disassembly. NCBI's taxonomy places the organism in Eukaryota, Fungi, Ascomycota, Sordariomycetes, Glomerellales, Glomerellaceae. Bases 1 to 2316 code for a protein of 771 amino acids.
AUGUUGCCUCUUUAUUUUGUGGCCAUCCUACUAUGGUUGGGAUGUGCCGAAUCGAAAGCUGUUUUUGCCCAUUUCAUGGUUGGAAACACGGAACACUAUGGCGAUGCAGACUUCUCGAGAGAGAUCUCACUGGCCCAGCAAGCCCACAUCGACGCUUUUGCUCUGAACUUCGCGUACGGAGAAAAGACAAACGACCUGUCGCUCCCCGUCAUCUUCAACGUAGCCAACCGCCUCGGCUUCAAGCUCUUUUUUUCUUUCGACUAUGCCGGCAACGGCAGCUGGCCCCAAUCCGAUGUCAUCCAGCUCAUCGAGCGGUACGCGUCAGAGCCUUCCUACUUUAGACACGAGGGCACCAAGCCCCUUGUGUCGACAUUCGAAGGGCCCAAGGCGGCUGACGACUGGAACCUGAUCAAGGAGCGAACGGGCUGCUUCUUCAUGCCAUCGUGGUCCUCCCUGGGGGCUAAGAAAGCAUUGCGCCCCGGCGUUGCCGACGGUCUAUUCAGCUGGGCGGGGUGGCCGGAGGGUGCCAACUCCAUGGACACCGUUAUUGACCAGUCUUAUCGCGAGUUCCUCGACGGGAAGCCGUACAUGAUGCCUGUCAGCCCGUGGUUUUACACCAAUCUUCCCGGAUACAACAAGAACUGGCUUUGGCGCGGCGACAACCUUUGGUAUGAGCGAUGGGUCACAGUUUUCGACUUGCAACCCGAGUAUGUCCAGAUCAUCUCGUGGAACGACUUCGGCGAGUCGCAUUACAUUGGACCCUUGAACGACAAGGCCUAUGUUGCCUUUGAUGUGGGCAGGGCGCCGUUCAACUACGUCAAGAACAUGCCUCACGACGGAUGGCGGCUCUUCCUGCCAUAUCUCAUCGACAUGUAUAAGAGCGACAUUGCCACCAUCACCGAAGAGGGGGUCGUUGGCUGGUACAGACGGACGCCGGGAUCCGCCUGCGCAGCUGGCGGCACCGUGGGCAACACCGCGGCUCAGCUGCAGCUGGAGAUGCCCGCCUCGAUGUUGGCGCAGGACAUGGUCUUCGUGUCCGCGCUGCUAACCAAGAACGCGCUCUUGACCGUCACUAUCGGUGGCAAGCUAUCCACGGCGUCAUGGAGCGUCAUUCCACCCGACGGCAUCGGCCUAUACCAUGCCGCCGUCCCUUUCGAUGGGAGGACCGGAGACGUCAACAUCCGCCUUCUCAGGGACGGCAACGCUGCCUUGGAGUUCACUGGUGCAUCCAUCACCGGAAGCUGUCCCGAGGGCAUUCAGAACUGGAACGCCUGGGUGGGCAGCGCGUCCAAAUCCACAACGCCCACGGUGCCGACUAAGCGUGUCUCCGAGCUCCAAUGCCAGAAGGGGUGGUCCAAGGACGCACACAACCUCAUGUGCAGCUACACCUGCCGGCACGGAUACUGUCCUCCCGGCCCUUGCACAUGCAGCUGGCUCGGCACAGCGGCGAAGUUCGAAGACCCGCCCGUUGGUCUCAUUGGGUUCCCCGGGCCCGGCAUGCUCGAAUACGAGCUCUCGACGGUCAUAGUGAAGCCCGAAACGACCUUCCCCGUCACGAUCAAGCCAGAAAUUAGCAGCACCAAGACAUGGAAACCCGUCACUUACACCGAGAACGGCACGCCGCGGACAUUCAGACCGACAGAUCCGUACCCGCCACCCCCGGGCCCGACCCCGCCACCACCCCCCCCGUUCAAGCUUCCUGACCCGGUGGUGAUCGAGAGCGGUCCUCCCGGCCCUCUCGUCAGCCAAUGCGCCUUCCCGGCCCUCGGCUGCCCGCCGCCUUUGUUGGACGAGGACGAUUCUGACGGGGAUAGCGAGUAUGAUCCCCAAGACGGGGACGACGACGGAAGCGAGGAAGAGGGCAGCUGUGAGCUGCUGCCUGGCACCGGAAGCGGAGACGGCGGCGGCGGUGGGAACGGCGGCAGCGGCGGAGGCAGCGGCAUCACUCCCCUAGAGUCCCCGAGACCCUCUGAGAACAAGAAGCACUGCUAUGGAAGUGGCCAGGUCGUUGGGCGGGACGCGCUGGCUUCUGCUGCUGACUACUUCUGCACCAAGGUGACGGAGGAGUACAAGAACCCCCUCGGGGGCGGCUCCCUCAUUGAGUACGGAAUUCUCUUCAGGGCCAUCAUUAAUUUCAAAGUAGAUGUGUCGGUCGAAGUGAAGAACGGUUGCAGUUGGAGGCCGAAUAAGGAGGAGUGCAUCAGGUACACGAAUGUGCCUCUGGACAGCUGCGACUGCAGUGGCACGGCUUUCAAGUAUGGCGGAUGGGUGGAAAACAACUGCGUCAAGUUCAGGGUCGACCCUAAUUGGACUUAG